AUGGCUGGGUGGCUGCCAGCCGUGAGCUCAGCCUCCGCCAGUUCUCCUGGGGCGGGGAGCAGGUGCCCGCUGUGCCUGGGGCCCCCAGGGGCGGCACUGAAGCGUCAAGUCUCCACCUCGCAGUGGAUCCUCAGGACUCAUCCAGCAGCCCCUGCUUGUGACCCAGGUCCUUCCCGCCCUGGAACAGCCUCAUCCAGGACCAUCUUCACCAGCCAAGUAGCCAUGGGGCCCUGGACUGGCACUUUGGCCAGCCUCCUGGUGGUGCUGACCACCCACUGCUCACAUCUGCAGGCCGUGGACUUCUUCCAGGGUGGUCUGGAUGAAGACAGGGUCAGCCAGUGGGUCAGUGCCAAUGCCUCUGUCCUGCAUGGCUUCUGGUGCCAACCGGCCAGCCACUUGAGCAGGGACCAGCUGUCAGCGCUGGUCCAGAGGAUGGAGACCCAGCAGGUGAACCUGGAAGCCUGGCAGCUCAGCUGCCUGGCCAACCUCGUGGGGCACCAAGGCCUCCAGGAUGACUUUGAGCGACACCCUCCAGAUCUACUGCUGUUUUAUGACCUGACCCAGGUGCCAGGAGAGGACUGCCAGGCUUUCACACGCCAUGCAGGACAAGGGAACACGGAGCUGCUGGCCAACCUGCCGGACCAGAGGGUUGCCCUGCGCCGCAAAGCCCUGGGCUGCCUGGGGGGACCACGGCUCCGUGCCCCAGAUCUGCUGCUGCUCGGGAGUCUGGUGUGCGACAUGGACGCGGCCAGCAUCGCGGCAGCUGACCCUCAUAUUCUACAGAACCUGCAGCGCUGCCCACGACUGACGGUGGCUCAGCAAGAUGCCCUCAACACACUGCUGGCCAGCGGGAGGACCGCGCUUGGGUCCCCGGGCUCCUGGACUGUGGAGGGCCUUCAGGCCCUGGGACCCCUGGCCACUCACAUCAGCCCCCGGCUAUGGAUGCAGGUACCUGAGGCCAUAGGCCUGGACUUCUUCCGCAGCACAGUGGCCUCAUACCGGGAGGGGCAGCUUAGCCCUCGAGACAUCAGAAACAUCAGACAAUUUGUCACCAGCUUCCUUGAGGCCAAGGCUGAGGGGGAGUCACCAAGGCCCAGACGGGGCACAGGGAGAGCCUGUGUCCAUGGGGACAUCACAGCGGCCACCCUUCGGGACGACCUCUUCUUGGUGCGCUAUGACUGCCCACAGCUCGAGUCCUGCCUGGGCAGCCGUGUGCUGCGGGCCAACCUGGAUCCCCUGCUGCAGCAGCCCCUGCCCGCCGAGUGCCAGCGUGUGGUCAAAGCCAAGCUCUGCCAGAUCUAUCCCCGUGGCAUCCCGGAAGACCAGCUAAGGCUCAUCACUUCGUUGGUCUACCUGUACUCUAGCUCUGAGAUUGGCCAGUGGAACAUCACUUCCCGAGACACUGUCCUGGCCCUGCUGGCAGCCAAUGUGGCCCUGGAUAACCAGACAGAGGCUGUGCUGCAGAAGUUUCUGGACCACAAUGGCACGCUCACUGGGCCCCUGCUUGUGGCCAUUGGAGGCACUCGCCUCUGCUGGAUGAGUCCCAGGCAGAUCCAGACAAUCAGGCCCUCUGAGUUCCGGCUGGCUGGAGCCCUGGACAUCUCUGCCUGCCCGCAGAGCCGCAAGAACGUGCUCUAUGCUAAGGCCCGUGAGGCCUUCAGGGGCACCAGGACCCCGGCUGCCUAUUACCGCUUCAUGCGCCCCUAUCUCGGCGGCGCCCCAGUGGAGGAGCUUCAGCAUCUGGCUCAGGCUAAUGUCUCCCUGGACAUCGAUACUUUCACCAACCUCAAUCCCCGAGUGUUGCAGAGCCUAAGUGUGGACAAUGUGACCACGCUGCUGGGCCAGAACGUUGGCGACCUGCAGAAAGCACGCAGCCACCCCACCAUCAGCUCCUGGCUUCGAAGUCUCAACCGCUCAGCCCUGGGCGAGCUGGGCCUUGACACCGAUGUCUCCAGCACCACCCAUCCAGCCUUCGUGACUGGGGGCACCCUGAGUACCAGGCCUCGACCACCCCUCGCGGUCCAGCCCUCAGACCUGCCUGGAAGUGGAGCCGAGGCCUCCAGUUCAGGUGUGCUCCGUGCAGCCCUCGGACAGCCCUGGGGUCCCUGCCACUUGCUCUGGUCCUGCCCUCUGGUCUCCUGUGGCUGA
Elephantulus edwardii (Cape elephant shrew) is the source of this 2148-nucleotide messenger RNA. RefSeq names its product mesothelin-like (gene MSLNL). The coding region runs from base 1 to 2148 and encodes 715 amino acids. The record is from RefSeq and is a predicted model, not a curated record. Gene Ontology annotation, cellular component: cell surface. The transcript is spliced from 16 exons. Lineage: Eukaryota; Metazoa; Chordata; Mammalia; Macroscelidea; Macroscelididae. Gene Ontology annotation, biological process: cell-matrix adhesion.